AUGGGGAACGUCUUGGCCGCUAGCUCGCCUCCCGCAGGGCCGCCGCCGCCGCCCGCGCCCGCCCUCGUGGGACUGCCGCCGCCUCCGCCCUCUCCUCCGGGCUUCACGCUGCCGCCACUCGGGGGCGGUCUGGGCGCUGGGGCUGGUGCGGGUCGAGGUUCGGAAAGGACCCCCGGUGCUGCGGCCGGCAGCGCCGCAGGGACUGCGGACGAUGGGGCCUGCGGCUGCCUGCCCAACCCGGGCACGUUCGAGGAGUGCCACCGGAAGUGCAAGGAGCUAUUUCCCAUUCAGAUGGAAGGUGUCAAGCUCACAGUCAACAAAGGGUUGAGUAACCAUUUCCAGGUGAACCACACGGUAGCCCUCAGCACAAUCGGGGAGUCCAACUACCACUUCGGGGUCACGUACGUGGGGACAAAGCAGCUGAGUCCCACAGAGGCAUGGGCCAAGGUGAAAGCAGGGAGGCCAGGACAGGGCGACUGCCAUGGUCCUCUGGUGACCGUGACUCUGAUCAGGGAGUGUGCUGGAGAGAAGUAA
This is a messenger RNA of Puma concolor (puma), 534 nucleotides long. The record is from RefSeq and is a predicted model, not a curated record. NCBI's taxonomy places the organism in Eukaryota, Metazoa, Chordata, Mammalia, Carnivora, Felidae.